GGAUUUCAAAACGAGCGAGUUCCGUUCCGGUCUCUGGAAAGAUUCCAAUAGAAACACAAAAUGGAUGCGCCUUUGAGGGAGCAGGUGAUGAUCAAUCAAUUCGUCGUCGCCGCGGGCUGUGCACACGAUCAGGCGAAACAAAUCCUGCAAUCGGCCCAUUGGCAAUUCGAGACUGCACUGAGUAUAUUUUUCCAAGACGCCGCCAUACCUACGUGUCACCAAGGGGCAUCAGCACAUUUCGGACAGGUGAUGACGCCCUGCAACACGCCGGCGACGCCGCCCAAUUUCCCCGACACCCUUCUGGCUUUCUCGAAGCUUUCGGCGGGAAACGGAAGCGGCGGAUCUUCGACGAAUCCGACGGGAAUCCCCGGAAAUUCGCAUACGGCGCAGGCGCCGCGCCGCUCCCCCCAACCGAUGGCCCAACAACGAUAAGAGUGCGCCCGUCCCCCCCAGUAUCACUCGCUCGUUCGAUCCAUCUAUGCUAUACGUCGGUUCUAAAAUAACUGACAGGUGACUUAUGAAGCGUUCUGAACGGUUCUGGAGCGUUCUUAAUGGUUCUGGAGCGUUCUGAAUGGUUAUGGAUUCGUUUUGAAUGCUUCUGGAGCAAAUUUAAAUGACUAUGGAGCGUUCUAAAUGGUUUUAAAGCGUUCUGAAUGCUGCUGGACUGUUUUAAAUGCUUUUGGAGCAUUCUAAAUGGUUUUAGACAGAUUUAAAUGCUUCUGGAGCGUUGUAAUUGGUUCUGAACAGGUUUUGAAUGCUUCUGGAGCGCUCUGAAUGACUAUAUAGAGCGUUCUAAAUGGUUCUGGAUAGAUUUAAAUGCUUCCGGAGCGUUCUAAAUAGUUCUGUACAAAUUUUAAUGCUUCUGGAGCGUUCUAAAUGAUUUUAGACAGAUUUUGAAUGCUUCUGAGAUUAUAGAGAAUUCUACAAACGAUCCUGGUUAGUUUUAAACGCCUCCGGAACGUUCUAAUUGGUUGUAGACAGGUUUUGAAAGGUUUUGGAACGUUCUAAACAGCUCGAAAUAGUUCUGGACCGUUCUAAAUGGUUCUGAAGCAUUCUAAACGGGUUUUAGACAAUUCUAAACGAUUUUGGAGCGUUCUAAAGACCCAUUUUUCGAUUGUACGAAAAAAAUAGUGCAGGAGCAAGGUGUAUAAAUGUGCUCUCGGGGGGGCUAUAGUGAGAUUGCUCCUGUACUAUUAUUUAAAAUAAAAAAUGAGCGAUGAGUCACUGUCGGUUAUUUUGGAACGGGAGUAUAGAGGUGCUGAUUUUAGCCAUAUAUAAAUAACAGUUACGCUCAGUGUAUAAAGAAAAAAAGAUGAAGAAGAAGAAGAUAAAGAAACGAACUUUGUAUAUGUAAAUUGGACUAUUACGAUAUUAAUGCUAGUGAAAUUUGUUGAGAUAUAUAUUUUAGUUAUUUUGUUGAAGUGAAACGCUGUAUUGGUAUUUUAUUGUUUAUAUACAGGGUGUCCCGCUGGCGAGUUAUACAAGUGUAAAAGUAUCUGUAUACAGGUUGAUUCGUUUUUAGUUUGCAAAGACAACUUUCAUUCGGACACUUGUAAAAGAAAAGGAAAGAGUGAUGUUGUGUUAUAGCAAGCUGUUUAUUGUUAACUCGUUCGUGGGACACCCUGUAUGAAUAUUUUUUGGGACGGAUUUCGAUGAGAUAUUUUUUUUUCCUAUUCGUUUUGGAGAAAUGUAUGAGACGUCACCGAAACCGUGCGUGGAAUAUUUGCGUGUAUUUAAUAUAAGACUGAUUGUUUUUAUCGCAUGUCGAGAAUACAGGGUGUCCCAAUGAAUAAAAAUUGGAAAAAUCGUCAAAAAUUUGAAAAAUUAUCGCAAAUAUAGAAUAUAAUAGUAAAGAAUGAACUUAUUUAUAGUAUACAGGACUUUUUGGGACACACUGUAUAAAAUUUAACUGCUAAAUAUUAAAUACAUGCACGUUGACGAGAUAAUAAAUUUAGAGUAAAGGAAUUAAUUGAGGAGUUUUCGGUGUUUUCCUUUUUUGUAAUUUCCGAUUUUUUUUUUAUUGUUUUCCUAGUUUUCUAAGUACAAAUGUAUUCCAAUUUGUGUUGAUGAUUUGGAAUUCGAAAGCCAAUUACAGUUUUUUGUAAAAAUAUUC
Molecule: messenger RNA, 2113 nt
Organism: Phyllotreta striolata
Lineage: Eukaryota; Metazoa; Arthropoda; Insecta; Coleoptera; Chrysomelidae
Source: the annotation of a GenBank genome assembly